Molecule: messenger RNA, 1823 nt
Organism: Helianthus annuus (common sunflower)
Lineage: Eukaryota; Viridiplantae; Streptophyta; Magnoliopsida; Asterales; Asteraceae
Product: probable serine protease EDA2
Exons: 12
Coding region: 151-1614 (487 amino acids)
Biological process (GO): proteolysis
Cellular component (GO): vacuole
Molecular function (GO): serine-type exopeptidase activity; dipeptidyl-peptidase activity
Source: RefSeq, a predicted model, not a curated record
GACAGAUGAUAUGAUUUGACUUCCAAGUCAAAAGAGAAGAAACGAAACAAUAUCAGACUUCAGAGUGACAAAAAGCUUCGAAGUUUAUCAAUUUCACAAAAACAGAGUUAUAACUUCAAUCAACAAUCACAGAUUCGAAACGGAUUAACAAUGACGCUACCAGUUGUUCCAAUUGGGCUUUUGUUCAUGAUUUCAAUCUUCGGUUUUUGCACAGGGUUAUCUACUUCAAGAAUUUUCGAACACAUGCUGAUCAAAAGCAAUAGCACCAGUAAAUAUCUCACCACAGAUGCACUCUGGUUCAAUCAGACUCUUGAUCAUUUUUCCCCUUUUGAUCAUCGUAAAUUUGGACAAAGAUACUAUGAAUACUUGGAUGAAUUCAGGGUUCCUGAUGGUCCGAUCUUUUUAAAGAUAUGUGGUGAAUCUGCAUGUGGUGGGAUACAGAAUGACUAUAUCAGUGUUUUGGCUAAGAAGUUUAGAGCUGCUGUGGUGACUCUCGAGCAUCGGUAUUAUGGAAAGAGUUCUCCAUUUAAAUCUUUAACUACCAAAAAUCUUCAGUUUCUUUCAUCGAAGCAGGCACUGUUUGACUUGGCUGCUUUUCGUCAGUAUUAUCAGGAAUCCUUAAAUUUGAAACUCAACAGAACGAAUGUCGAGAAUCCGUGGUUUGUUUUUGGUGUUUCGUAUGCUGGAGCUCUCAGUGCAUGGUUUCGUUUGAAGUUCCCUCAUUUGACAUGUGGCAGUCUUGCAAGUUCUGGUGUAGUUCUUGCUGUUUACAACUUCACUGAAUUUGAUCAGCAGGUUGGUGAGUCUGCAGGACCUGAAUGUAAAGCUGUAUUACAGGAAGUUACUCAACUUGUUGAAGAAAAGCUUGCAUCAAAUCCUAAAGCACUAAAAGCCACAUUUGAUGCUACCGAGCUAAAAAUAGAUGGAGACUUCUUGUAUUUUCUGGCAGAUGCUGCAGCCAUAGCCUUUCAAUAUGGGAAUCCCGAUAAACUUUGCACCCCCAUGAUAGCAGCUAAGAAAGCCGGAGAUGAUUUAGUGAAUGCCUAUGCGAACUACAUAAAGGAAUAUUACGUUGGAAGUUUUGGUGCUGAAGUUGAAACAUAUAACCAAGAAAGCCUAAAAAAAACCACCCUGAGUGACUCAUCUGGUGAUCGGUUAUGGUGGUUCCAAGUUUGUACAGAAGUUGCAUAUUUCCAAGUGGCACCUGCAAACGAUAGCAUUCGCUCUUCAAAAGUUGACACAAGGUACCAUUUGGAUCUAUGCAAAAAUGUGUUUGGAGAGGGCGUAUAUCCGGUUGUUGAUGCUACAAAUCUGUACUAUGGGGGCACAGACAUUGCUGGAUCAAAAAUAGUAUUUACAAAUGGAUCACAAGAUCCAUGGCGACAUGCAUCCAAGCAGGUGUCGUCUCCAAGUAUGCCAUCGUAUCUAAUCACUUGUGAUAAUUGCGGUCACGGAACUGAUCUAAGAGGAUGCCCACAGUCUCCUUUAGUUCCUGAAGGAAACUCUGGGAACUGCAGCUCACCUGAUGCGGUUAACAAAGUAAGACAAAAGAUGAUAGAACAGAUAGACUUAUGGCUCUCUCAGUGUCAAGCAGCCAACAGGUGCUCAAGUUAACCAGUCUUCAGAAACAUGUAACCGUAUACAUGAUGCCGAUUGAUUAACUGAGCAGCAAUUUCUGUACAUUUGUUAUAGUUGCUGUCACUCAUGAUGUUAUAUCUUCUUAUUGAGUCAUAGCAUGCAUCCUGAUGAUGACAUAUGAUGUAUACGACCUUCGUUAUUGAAUAAAUUGCAUCUUUUUAAGUAAAGCUCGGCAUUAUUCUCAA